Messenger RNA from Ctenopharyngodon idella (grass carp), 5681 nucleotides. RefSeq names its product inactive tyrosine-protein kinase PRAG1. The coding region runs from base 573 to 4055 and encodes 1160 amino acids. Gene Ontology annotation, molecular function: ATP binding; protein kinase activity. Lineage: Eukaryota; Metazoa; Chordata; Actinopteri; Cypriniformes; Xenocyprididae. The transcript has 7 exons. Gene Ontology annotation, biological process: protein phosphorylation. The record is from RefSeq and is a predicted model, not a curated record.
UGGAAUUCUCGUCUCCAUGGCAACACCAGAUUCCUGUGAUGUCACCGGGACUGUGGAACGCGAUGGAAUAAUUCCAGAAUACACCUGCUUCCUGCAGACAAACAGGAAGUUGUUGUUAUAGUUUACCUCAUCUCCUCUCAUAUAAUCUCUCUCUCUCUCGGCAGGUUUGAAUAUUUCAUGUUGACAGACUUUUUCACUCGCGCUGAUGCUUCAUUUUCAGGUUCUCUGGGAAUCUCUCCUGCUGUGAGGCUGUUCAAGGACGCCCAAACGCAGGAAUGCUGCAGAUGUGGGCGGGACUUCCUGUCUGUCUGACCAAUGACAGGAACACCGCUGGUUUCCGUCAGAUCUGUGGAUGGUGAUGGUGUGGCACACCUGUGAUUCGCUGAUCUCUCAUCCGUCACGUGGAGAGGAGAGGCUUCUGAAUUAUUAACCCAAAGGUCACAGGUUUAGAUGCUGCUGAUCUCCUGCCCUGCUCUGUACUGCAGACUAUGACCAACCACCACCGACCCGUCACGGCUGGUUCCGCCCGGCAGUAGAGUCCAAUCAGACGGGACGUCGAGGUCUGCGUUAAAAUGUCUGUGUGUGGCGAGUUUGCAGAGCACGUGUGGAAACCAGGCUCCUGUAAGAACUGCUUCCAUCCUCGCAGCGCCCACGGACAGACUGGCACAGCGGGCAGCGCCUGCGUCCGAACGAGUCUGAUCGGGGAAGAUGAGGAUGGGGUGACGUCUCCCUCUCCGUAUAGCAAACCCACCAUCGCUGUCAGACCCACCAUGAUGAACAUGGACAUUACAAUGGAGGUCAAGACGGACAUUAACAUGAAUACAGAACAGGACAACCAGAAGACCUCUGCUGGACUAAAGAAAGCUCUGGAUUUGGCUCCUCUGUACAUCGAUAGCAAUGGAUGUAAUAAAUCUCUAAGAGAAACCAAUAUACAAAAUGGGAAGAUUUUCUCCCAGAACGUUUGUUCUCCCACUGGAUUAUCCAAAGACUGCAUGAUUAUUAGCAGUGUAUUUGUGAGCCAAGAAGAUGGCUGCGUUUCCCAAAGUCCGAAAGAGAACGGGAACGGUAGCCCCUAUAGACAGAUGACCAAAGUGGUCAAGAGCACUUACACCAAUGGUGAUUCAUGUCUUCACAACGUGACUCAACAAACCAAUGGAAACGGUGAUCGAGUUACGAGUCCUUUAAGAGUGUCCGUAGAGGAAAGGCAAGCCAGAACCGCACCAGGGAAUGUGGUUAAUGCAACGACCAAUGGGACGCCAAGUACUUCACCAUCUCCAAUGACUCCAGACUCCUUCCACGAAAGCCUGUCUGACUCAUGCUCCAAUAGGAGCAGCACGGAUUCGUUACUGGGACUCCGGAGUCCUCAGAAAUCUACGAGCACUCCACCAAACGGGCUUAAGGAAAGCGAGCCGAUCUAUGCUGAGAGCACUAAGAGGAAAAGACGAACUCCGUGCGUCCAAUCCUCUGAGUCUGAAACAGAGGUCAGUGCAAACGACAAUCAAAGAGCAACCAUCACAGUCAUGGCCGCCCAUACCGAAGAAAAUAACCGGACGUUUUACUUGAGCAGCCCGGAUUCUGCUGUGAGCACUCAGUGGACCCACUUCAGCCCAACUGUGCCCAAAGACUCAUCAAGCCUGGCAUUUACUUGGCCAAAUUCUCCUGAUGCAACCCAAGCGACCCCUAACUCGUCCACCCAACCCAAGCCUCAAUCUAGUCCCCCGGUUCCACCUAAGAUUAACUCCCGUCCACCCAGACUUGGUACCUCCAGUCUCUCCUUAGCACCGUUAUCCGAGCUAAGCUUCAAUGUAGUUCUUCCUCCAAAAGACACGACUCCCGUUUCCUCCCAAAGGGACGCCAGCGUCAUCACUGUCCCGGAGCGGAAACACAGGAAUCUGGAGGGCUGUAUUGAUGAGGUGGAAGAGGAGGUCGAGUCUGAGAGGACAGCCCAGAAAUCAGGCUCUUCUACUCGGCCGGGCGACUCCAUCAAUGGUCCCGCUGUUCGGGGGUUUGCGUCCAGAGAAUGGAAGAGCGAGAGCAGUGCGACGCCAGGCACUGCCAACAAAAGCACCAGUCAGACGCAGGCUGGCGUCCCAGAGGAGGACAGCAAAGCCACCGAGAGCAUCAACACCAGUCGAGAUCCCGCGCCGCCUCCGCCACCUCCCAAAAAACACCACCGGGUGUGUAACCGUUUGAGUGGCAGUAAUAUGGAUCUGGAGCGUGUGGGUCAGCAGGGGUCAGUCGAGAAUCUGAGCCAGUCGCUGCGAGGACUGAACUGCUGCACCACCGCGUCCACAGACAGUCUGCAGGCGCUCUCUGACGCCGACUCCACCCUUCGCUCCUGCCCCUCCCCAUUUCCCAGCAGCCCGUUUGGCUCCGCCCCAGCGUCGCCGCAGCCCGACGGGUUUCCCAGCAACAGCCUCGCUCAUCAGCUGCAGCCGCCUCCGUUGCCGCAGAAGAAGCUGGUAAACCGCGCCAUCUCGGCUCCCAUUGAGUCAGGCGUCAAACCGCUCACCCGCAGCCGCCCGCGCCUCCCCUUCAGCGGGUCGGAAACCAACAUCAGCCACCCCGCCGCCGCCGCCGCACCUCCGUCCAGCCCCGUGGACCCGCGUGCGCUCUUCUCCUCCAGUGAGUCUCUCGAGCGCCCGCGGACCCUGGGGAACGUCACGUCCAGCUCGUCGCCGCAGCUCAACACGCUUCCGGCCGCCGGUUCCACGCUGCAGCUGCACGCGCUGCUGAGUAACAUGGACAGCCGCGAGGGCAUCUACUCCAAGCUGGGCGGCCUGUACGCGGAGUCCCUGCGGCGUCUGGCACUGAAGUGUGAGGAGCAUUUCACCCGCAGCCAGAGGAACACGCUCAGAUUCGACGAGAGCAACUGGUCACUCUUCAAACUGACCUGCAACAAGCCCAGCUGUCUGUCCGGAGACGCCGUGUAUUAUUCCGCGUCCUGCGCGUCAGACACGCGCAACACCUACGCUGUGAAGAUCUGUAAAGGCCAGACGUCCGACAGCAAGCAGGCGCAUCUGUACGGCCUGUCUGUGCAGCAGAGCGUCCCGCCUCACUUCAGCCUGCAGCAGGACUGCGGUCACUUCAUCGCGUGCGUGCCGCAGAGCAUGUUACCCAGCGAGGAGCGAGCGCCGGGGCCGUCCGAGCAGGAGCGCGUGGUGGUGAUCACCCGCGAGGUUCCUCACCAGACCGUGGCGGAUUUCGUGCGGGAGUGGGAGUCGUUCCACCGCGCACAGCCGGAGGUUUACGAGCGGCGCGUGUGCUUCCUGCUGCUGCAGCUGUGCACGGGACUGGAGCAUCUCAAAGCGCACGGGGUCACGCACCGCGACGUGUGCAUGGAGAACCUGCUGCUGGUGCAGCACCGCCGCUCGCCGUCCGCAGACGGGACGCGCCCCGACCCGCAGCAGCAGAGCCUCCCGCGCCUCCUCAUCAGCAGCUUCGGCAAAUCCAAACGCCGCAACGCGGACGAGGUCGCGGUUUGCGGCGACUCACGCUUCAAGCGAGAUCACGCCCGUCUGGCGCCUGAAAUCGUCUCCGCCGCGCAGUAUCGGAAAUUUGACGAGUUUCAAACCGGCAUUCUGAUCUACGAGCUCCUGCAUCGCCGCAACCCGUUCGAGGCGACGCCGGCCCUGCGGACGCAGCAGUACAGAUGCGAGGAUCUUCCGGCCAUCCCUAGCGUGUCGAUCUACUCGUCCGGCCUGCAGAGGCUCGCGCACCUCCUGCUGGAGCCCGACCCCGGCCGACGCGUCCACAUCCAGGACGCCAAACGCAUCCUGCAGGCGCUGCUGUGGGGGCCGCGGCGGGACCUGCUGGAGCAGCCGUGGGUCUGCGGGAGCGCGCGGAGAGCCGGUCCGCCGCGGCACGAGGGGCUGCUGAACUGGCUGGACGUGAAGCGAGCGCUGCUGAUGAUGAAGUUCGCCGAGCGCUCGCUGGAGCCCGAGCGAAACGCCGAGCUGGAGGACUGGCUGUGCUGUCAGUAUUUCUCCACCGCAAACCCCAAAUCACUGUGUCAAAGCGCGGAGCUGCUGUACAACCUGCCGUUCACACACUGAACCGGGUCUGUUUAAAGGACUCUCUUGAACUGGUUUUGCUCAUAAAAGCGUCUCGUGUGCAUGCGGCAUGAGAUCAGAUGUGUCUAAACACUGUGUGUCCUUCACUGGAAUCAAACACCAGCACUGACGGACGGACGCUUGCGCUUUAACAUUCCACCCUUUCAUUUCAUCUUUUCUAAUGUGUUUUUAAAUACUUAUGGAAUAACAAAAAAUUAUAUUCUACAUAAAGGAAGUCUUUAAGAUUCUCUAUUGGGACAUUUUCAUGAAAACUAAAAAGCAAAUGUGAAAUAUAUAUGUGUGCUGUCAAAUCGAUUAAUUGCAUCUAACAUAUGUUUGUUUACAUAAUAUGUGUGUAUAUUAUUUGUGUAUAUGUCUAUAUAAAUAAUGCAUAUACAUGUUAUAAUGUGUAUAUACACACAUAAUAUGUAAACAAACUUUUGUUUGAUGUGAUUAAUCGCAAUUAAUCGAUUUGACAGAACUCAUAUUAGUGCUGUUAAAUCGAUUAAUCCUAUCUAACAUAAGUUUGUUUACAUAUUAUAUGUGUAUAUAUUAUAUUUGCUUAUAUUUUGCAAUUAAUCGAUUUGACAGCACUAAUAUAUAUUUUGGACAGUUUAUUAAAAUCUGCAUAAAAGAGGAAGAACAUGUGGAUGUGUGAAAUUCUUUAUUAAAUUUGGUUUUGGGAAAAUGUGUUUAAUUCUCAUAAAAAUAAUGUCAGAAAUCUUAAAGACUUUGUUUUCUUUAUGCAUAAAUUAAUUUCUUCUGAUUUUGAGGUGAAUCUGAUCAGCAGUUUUUGAUCUUGAGUUCUUCUCUGUCGUCCGGAAGCAUGUCUUUGCUUUAUUCCUCACAAACACUGCUUCUUCUGAAGUUGCUCUGAAGCUUUAAGGCAGCUGAAGGGGCUGCUGGGUAAAUGUGACCCUUCGUGUUGAUCUCCGUCUGAUGGAUUUGGGUUUGUGCGGCUGGUAAAUCUCUUCAGAGAGAGAGAUAAAUGUGUGUCACGCAGACGGACGGUGCUGACGCCGCAGAACUCGAAGCGCUCUGCGGGAUUGGAGACGCGUCCUCGUAAAAACGGCUGUAAAAUCUGAGAACAUCUCGUCUUCCUGCCGGUCAGAGGCGCAUGAGGCUUUGAUUAAACUUCCUGUUUGAAGUGGUGUGACUUCCUUGUGCAAUAUUUCUAUCUGGACACUUACACUCAAUGUCAAAAUUACAUGUUUUUUUUCUUCCAUGCUAAUUGUUGAUUUAUUUCGAGUGCCUUUUGUCGUUUAUUUUUUCAGGUUGAAGCCGAUUGUAAGUGUAAAACAUGAUCCUUUCAAACUGUGAGUCUGGAAUUUCACAGGAAGAUCUUCAGAUGGUUUUGUUUUUUUUGUAUAUAUAAAUUGUGAAGCGGGUCUUAACAGCUUGAUUAAAUCACAUACGGUGUGUUUAUAUGUUCAUAACCCUCAUAUUGUUUAUUUCUGUAAAGCAGCAGUAUCUGUUUGGAUUUUAUUUGUAUUCAGAGACGCAGCGUCCUUCUGUCUUCAGGAAAAAGAUGUUUGAAUGGAAAACCACUGGAUAUAAACGUCCUGUAUUAAUAUACUGUGUGUCAAAGACAUCUGCAUCAUACAAUAAAGUGUCAGAUAUUUUCACAGA